Spodoptera littoralis (African cotton leafworm) is the source of this 2118-nucleotide messenger RNA. NCBI's taxonomy places the organism in Eukaryota, Metazoa, Arthropoda, Insecta, Lepidoptera, Noctuidae. The record is from the annotation of a GenBank genome assembly.
AUGGACAAGAACACGGCCGAAGCUAGCAAGGGCGUUCAGAUUUGUGGGCAAGUGCGUCGGUUUCGAGACAAAACACCCGAUCACUCGACCGACCUGUCGUUCGAAGAGUUGAGGAACAAGUUUGACACAAGCGCGCCACGCGUGGCGAGAACCGAAAUCGCUUCGAAUCCCGCCACGCACGGCAGCGCCACCCGACAAGUGGUCAGUGGCAAAAUCUUCAAGAAGUGCAAGAGCGCUACGUUUCAGAUAGAUGGCGCCACAUACACUAUUGUGGCGAGUCCACCGGGAGGCGCGACUGCUCCACGAGAGGAAGCACCACCCCGCCCCCCGCCACCACCCGCGCCCCGCAACGGCACCCCUCCUAGUCAACACGGAAGUCUUAUAGAAAAUCAACAAGGUGCCCUGACAAUCGUGCGCCGCUCCUCAAGCCGCAGUAAGGCUGAGAGUUGUCCCACACCCACUGAUGAACAACUCGACUCACUUGACUUAGACACCGAGCACUUGCCCGCCGUCGACACGCCCGAUGCAUGUGACAAGGCCGCCCUUAGAUUACGCUAUCUCCUAAGACAAUUGAAUAGGGGUGAAAUAUCCGCAGAGACUUUACAAAAGAACCUUCAGUAUGCUGCAAAAGUUCUUGAAGCUGUCUACAUUGAUGAGACCAAGGAUAGGAGAGUGGCAGAGCAGCCGCGCGCGCAGCAGACGACGCUCCACAUGCGACGCCUGCGCACCCCCUGCUGGGCGAGGUGCUCAGUAGAGAAACCAAACGAAGCAAAGAGGCUGGCUGACGAAGAUGACGAGCUGUCAGAAGUCCAACCUGAUGCUGUACCGCCUGAGGUCCGGGAGUGGCUGGCGUCCACCUUCACGCGACAACUGGCAACGGCGAAGCGAAAGUCUGAUGAGAAGCCCAAGUUCCGGUCGGUGGCUCAUGCCAUCAGGGCAGGGAUCUUCGUGGAUAGGAUCUAUAGAAGAGUCACCAGCACGGCGCUGAUGCAGUUUCCCCAAGACGUCAUUAGAGUACUAAAGACAUUAGAUGAAUGGUCAUUCGACGUAUUUGCCCUGCACGAGGCGUCGGGCGGGGCACCCGUAAAGUACCUUGGCUAUGAACUACUCAACAGAUAUGGAAUGAUACAUAAGUUUAAGGUCCCACCGACGACGUUGGAGAACUUCCUCAACAGGAUAGAGGAAGGUUACUGCAAGUUCCACAACCCUUACCACAAUAACCUCCAUGCAGCUGAUGUGGCACAAACAGUUCACUACAUGCUGUGUCAGACUGGACUGAUGAACUGGCUAUCAGACUUGGAAAUCUUCGCGACGCUUGUGGCAGCAGUGGUGCAUGACUAUGAGCACACAGGCACCACGAAUAACUUCCACGUGAUGUCAGGGUCUGACACCGCGUUGCUGUACAACGAUCGAGCUGUUCUCGAAAACCACCAUAUUAGUGCUGCAUUCAGACUGAUGCGGGAUGAGGAAUGCAACCUACUGCAGAAUUUAUCUAGAGAGGAGUUCCGGGAGUUCCGUACCCUGGUCAUCGACAUGGUCCUGGCGACGGACAUGUCGUUCCAUUUCCAACAACUGAAGAACAUGAGGUCGCUGCUCUCGCUCGCUGAGCCCACCGUUGACAAGUCCAAGGCUGCCUCCCUUAUUCUACACUGCUGUGAUAUUUCACACCCAGCGAAGAGAUGGGACCUGCAUCACAGGUGGACAAUGAGUCUCCUGGACGAGUUCUUCCUGCAGGGAGACAAGGAGCGGGAUCUGGGGCUCCCGUUCAGCCCACUUUGUGACAGGAACAACACGCUCGUGGCGGAGUCGCAGAUCGGUUUCAUCGAGUUUAUCGUCGAGCCCAGCAUGGGCGUCUGUGCCGAUAUGCUUGAGUGCAUAUUGGGCCCUCUACAUUCCAGCAGCAAGAACUCCACCAGUUCUGCUGAACCUAUCAAUGAAGAGAGCACAGGUACGAAAGAUAGAAAUGAAAAUAGCAGCAAGUUCAAGAUCAGGAAGCCAUGGGUCGCGUGCCUCAGCGAUAACAAAAAGAUAUGGAAGGAGCAAGCUGCUAAAGAUGCUGAGGCACGCGCUAAACAGGAGGAGGAGAACAACAGUGUCCCACCGACAACAGAGGAAUAA